AUGGGCUUGGAGGGCGGGGUCGGCAUUGGCCGCAUAAGCAGGCGGCCGUCGCAGCAAUGCUUGGACACCACGGAGAAGGCCGCCCAACGCGCAGAAGCAGAGGGUACGGUGGAGCAGGACGCAAAGCCAUGGAUCGCGAGGAAGAAGGUCACAACGCUCGCGAUUUGCCUCGUCGUGCUGCCGGUCCUGAUGACCACGGUUAGCCGGCGGGUCGACGCGCCGUGGACGCGCGCGUCCUUUUGGACAUUGGCGAGUACAUCCACACGGCAAGAAUCCAAUACGGACAGGCUCCUCGGCGGCCUGCUCGUCCCGGAGUUCGACGAGUGGUCGUGCCAGAGCCGGUACCAGUCCGCCGUCUACCGCAAGAACGUAUCGCGGUCGCCGUCCGCGCACCUCAUCAAGCGGCUGCGGGAGCAGGAGGCGCUGCAACGGCGGUGCGGCCCGGGCACCGAGGCGUACAGAGCAGCGACUGCGCGGCUAAGGUCCCGGCACCGAAUUGGCGCGAACGACACCAUGGGGGGCUGCAAAUACCUCGUGCUGGUGCCGUACAGGGGCCUCGGGAACAGGAUACUCGCCGUGGCGUCGGCGUUCCUCUACGCCAUGCUCACCGACAGGGUGCUGCUCCUCGACAGGGCGACCUCGUUGACUGACCUCGUCUGCGAGCCGUUCCCAGGGACGUCGUGGCUUCUGCCGCCACACUUACCCAUCAAGAACCUUCAGAACUUGACCGGCGAUGUGCGGGAGAGCUACAGGCAUUUAGUGCAGAACGACGGCGACGGCGAGGCGUUGGUGUCCAAACUCCGUUAUGUCUUCGUGGACCUCGACCAUUCUUGCACCUACCAUGACAAGCUAUUCUACUGCGACGACGAGCGGCGGUUCCUCCACCGCGCGCCGUGGCUGGUGAUGAGGACGGACGGGUACUUCGUGCCGGCGCUUUUCCUGAACCCCGCGUACCAAGAGGAGCUCGACCGGAUGUUCCCAAGGAAAGACGCGGUGUUCUACCUCAUGACGCAUUAUCUGUUCCACCCGACGAACAAAGUGUGGGGAUUGAUCACGAGGUUCUACAAUUCGUACCUGAGAAAUUCAGACGAACGAUUGGGAAUCCAAGUCAGGGUGUUCGACGGGGACAGUCCGUACAGGCACGUCUUGGAUCAGAUUCUUGCCUGCACAUCGCAAGAACAUUUGCUCCCUGAAGUGGUGCUUCAAGAACCGAUGCUCCCUCCUCCGUCGACGGCCGGCGCCCGAUCGAAAGCCGGGUACGUCGGCCACGGGCUUGGCGGGCUCACGCCGUGGAUCAUGUUCAAGCCCGAGAACCUCAGCACGCCCAACCCGCCGUGCCGGCGGGCGAAGUCGAUGGAACCGUGCAUGCAUGGGCCGCCGUUCUACGACUGUAGGGCGAAGCACGGUGCGGAUACUGGGAAGCUGGUACCCCAUGUCCGGCACUGUGAAGACAUGGGCUGGGGGCUGAAACUUGUUCACCCCGAAUGA
Phragmites australis (common reed) is the source of this 1488-nucleotide messenger RNA. Its product is annotated as galactoside 2-alpha-L-fucosyltransferase-like. The coding region runs from base 1 to 1488 and encodes 495 amino acids. Gene Ontology annotation, biological process: cell wall biogenesis; xyloglucan biosynthetic process. Gene Ontology annotation, cellular component: membrane; Golgi apparatus. The record is from RefSeq and is a predicted model, not a curated record. Gene Ontology annotation, molecular function: galactoside 2-alpha-L-fucosyltransferase activity. The transcript is spliced from 3 exons. Lineage: Eukaryota; Viridiplantae; Streptophyta; Magnoliopsida; Poales; Poaceae.